Molecule: messenger RNA, 813 nt
Organism: Panicum virgatum (switchgrass)
Lineage: Eukaryota; Viridiplantae; Streptophyta; Magnoliopsida; Poales; Poaceae
Exons: 4
Coding region: 1-813 (270 amino acids)
Source: RefSeq, a predicted model, not a curated record
AUGGACGCAGCAGCAGGAGGAGCAUUCCUCUCCCUCAAUGUUGUGGGAGCUAGAACGCUCAUCGACAAGGUUGCUUCCAACCAGAGUUGGAAGGGAGAUAGGCAGCCGGCCCAUGCAAAAGAAAUAUAUGAAAUUGACAGUGUCAAUGUGCUGGCAGCCAAGAUGGAUCUUCUCAUGGAAAAACUGGAAUCUCCACACCAGGAGGUUAACCAGACUAUGGAGCCUCAGAUAACAUGUGAAAAAUUUGGCAAUACUGGACACUUGGGCAAAUCUUGCCCACUCACUCAAGAGGACGAGAACUCCAUUGGGAACAACACUCCCAAUGACUCAGACUGUCGUCCUCGGCAAGGUUGGAAUCCUAAGCCCGACCUCCCCUUCGGCCAACAGCAAGAGCGAAAAAGGAGGCUGGUGGACGACGAGCAAUUCGGCAAGUUCGUUGAGGUUCCCACGUACGCCAAGUAUCUCAAGGAUAUACUUGGCUAUAAGAGGGUCCUGCCGACCACCGAGGUCGUGCAGCUUUUGAAUGAGUGUAGCACAGCUAUACUCAAUCCUCUUCUGGAGAAGAAGAAGAAACCAGGAUGCCCCACCAUCAAAUGUUCCAUCGGAGCUCAACACUUUCGGCACGCUCUUUGCGAUCUGCGAGCAAGCAUCAGCAUCAUGCCAAAGCUAGCAGACCAAUCAGUUCGUCAUCUCGCGGGGAUCGCCAAGGAUAUUCUGGUGAAAAUACGGAAUUUCUUUGUCCCCGUUGAUUUUGUCAUUCUUGACAUGGAAGUCGACACUGAGAUCCCUCUCAUAUUGGGGGGGCAUUCUUGA